CUUUGCCUCGAUAGUUUGGAUUUAAACAUCGGCUUAACAACACUUUGUGACCAAACAACGCUCAAUGAGCCAUUUCUUCGUAUAUAUCGAUGGAAUAAGAAAAUAUGUAGUGUGUUUUCGUGUUUGUAUUUAAUAAUAAUAAAAAAAAAACUUUUGACGACGACCACUAUUGAGAUUGAAGUGAAAAAAAUAGUAAUUAUUAAGUUUAAGCACUUGAUUGAAAUCAUUCAAAAGUGAAUGGUGGAUUGAAACAAUUCAAACGACAAACAAUAGUUAAGACAAAAUAAAUCUGACCGAAUUCUGAUUGAAUGAAAUUUACAAAAUAAUGGAUACUCCAGCUUUCGUGGAUGAGCGACAAGAUGUUCAGAAAAAAACUUUCACGAAAUGGAUAAAUUCUCAACUUUCAAAAGCGGAAGCACCUUUGGUUACCGAUCUAUUCGAGGAUUUGCGAGAUGGACAUAAAUUACUAUCAUUACUUGAAAUACUCACAAACAAAAAAUACAAACGUGAAAAAGGUCGUAUGCGAGUACAUCAUAUCAACAAUGUGAAUAAAGUGCUCCAAGUACUGAACGAAAAUGGAGUGAAACUUCUAAAUAUAUCCAGCGAAGACAUUGUUGGCGGAAACCCAAAGUUAACACUCGGAUUAAUAUCGAUGAUUGCUCUGUGCUUCGAUGGACAAAAAUUGUUAAAUUCCGAAACGGCUAGCGGCUUGGAGAAGAAUUUGUUACGAUGGGUUCGUCAAUUCACUGACAAAUAUCAGGUGAAAGUCAACGAUUUUACAACGAGCUGGUCGAGUGGUUUAGCAUUUUUAUACAUUUUACAUGAUUUUGGAAUUGAUUUUGAUUUGGAAUGGGCCAUUAAGCAACAUCCGAUUGCAAGACUUCGUUUGGCAUUCGAUUUGGCCACACGUUAUCUACAAAUCGACUCUUUGCUCGAUCCAGAGGAUGUGAACACAAACAAACCGGAUAAGAAAUCGAUUCUGAUGUAUGUCAUGUGUUUAUACAAAGCAAUUGAAUCGAUUCGAACGUCACGACUCUCAAAUGCAGCCAGUAUACAAAUGCUUGAUCAACACUUUGAAGGCAGUACAGAGGAAAUAAAUUCGCCGACUAGCGAUGAUUCUUCACAGCCAAGCACGUCAAAGCAAUUUUCAAGCGAUACUCAAACCAAGACUCACACUGAACCAUCACACGAAAUCAAUUUAACCGAUUUAGACGAAGUUUCACUUGCCAAGUCGAUCGAAGAUAUAACCAAUUUCCCCGUAAAACGUAGCUCGACUUUUACGAUUAUCAAAAACGAGUCUAUAAAUUUGAUGGGUGCUGACAAUGAAACGCUCGACGUUGAUGACGAAAAUAACAAAACCAAUAAUUUCCAAACAUUCAUCGAAUCACAUUCGCGACCAGUUUCAACAGCAACAAACGUCUCGGUGGAAAUAGGCGGAUACCAAAAUGCAAUUGAAAUUGUGUUAUCGCUUUUGUUAGAAGCGGAAGAAGUGUUAUCCAAACCGUUGCCUGAAAUAAAAGAAUUAUCCGAAGCAAAGGCACAUUUUCAGGCUCACGAAGAAUUUAUGAUAAAAUUGUCUGAAUAUCAGGAAUAUGUGGGUGGUGCUUUAGAGGAAGGUGCUCGUUUGCUAUCAGAACCCAUGAUCACUACCGGCUUAACGGCUGAAGAUCAAAGUGAAAUCAAACAACAAAUGUUACUGCUGAAUGAACGCUGGGAACUGUUGCGAGUUUCGGCUCUUGAUGUUCAAUCACGCGUUCAUGCUUGUUUGGCCCAAGUGCAAAUGCAAAAAAUCGAAGAAUUACGUGUCCUACUAACGAAUUCCGAAGAUCGUAUAUCACGGAUGCCAGAAAUUGAUCCGAAGCCAGAUGCAAUGCCGCGCCAAAUCAAGGAACACAAAGAAUUGGAAGCAUCAUUAAACGAACAGAAAGUGCUUGUGGAUGAUUUAAGUAACUUGGUUGUCAUUGUAAAUGAUGAUUCAUUCAAUGAUUUGGAAGAUCGAUUGGCAGCGCUGGGCGAAAGAUGGACGCAUGUGGUGACAUGGACAAAGAAUCGUUUUCAGAAGCUACAAGAUGCCCAUUGGAAUUGGAAACUGAUUAACCGAAAAUUUGUAAUAAUGAACGAAUGGAUUAAUGUGCGGGAAAAUGAUUUGAAACAAAUGGAAUCGCAAGAUGUGAGUGCAAUUGGCAGUGUUAUGGAACGAAUGCAAAACCUGCGAUUUUGUGCAAUGGAUUUGAAUGUAUUGUAUGACAGUUUGAAUCGAUUAGAGGAAAUUGCACAAGGAUUGCAACCGGCAAGUGAGAAACUGUUGGAGAAAUUGGAAAAUGUCCUGGAUCGUUGCGAAGCUCUAAAAGAAAUCGUUGACGUUCAACAGCAACGCAUCGAGGGAAUGGGUUUCGAUUUUAACGUUGACAUUUUGGACAAUGUUAAGCUGCCGACCAAUUGGACUGAUUUUCAAGCUAAACUCAACAGCGUGGACCGCCGUAGUCCAAUGGAAUUGGGCGAAUCGGACGAAUUUAAUCAAAGUGACAAUGAAUUGGAUGAUUCGCCACAGUCAAAUAAAAAACGAAAACUCCAAAAAUCGGAAAAGUAUCAACAAUUAAAUGCAUGUUUGAAAGAAAUGGACGCUUUUGUUACAUCAGGUGAACAACAAUUGAUCGGACUCAAAGAAAUUCCAACGUUAAAAGAACAAGGCAGUGCUUUGGAAAAAUUACAAAAUCAACUGAAAGUGAAGAUUAACGAGUAUCCAAAUAUAAAAACCCUGUUGAACGAUUGCGUCGAAGAUGAUGGUCAUGAUUUACCUGAAGAAGCAACCGAAAUAAGUAACAUUGGCACAAAGUAUGAUGAACUCAAUUUUCGCAUAGAACACAUGCUCGAACUGAACGAAAAAGCAUCGAUUAAAGAAAAGUUUUGCCGAAAUCUGACCGGUCUGAAACUAGUUCUGGCCGAUUGUCAAGAUUGGUUCAAACAGUAUGCUAAUCUAAAUGCUUCGACCCAAGAAGAGCUCGAAAAUCGAUUGGCAUACAUGCAGUCGUUGAGUAGUGACAUUAAUGAGGCUCAAAAUUUUUACCGUAACACCGACGACAAGAGUGAUUUAAGCGAAUGGAAAAGUGACUUUGAUCAAUUUCAUCACAGCUGGAAUGACAUUGAAAGUGCAAUAAAACGACUUCUGCACGAUAAUUUCGAUACAGAACCGAUUGAUGAGCAAACCGAAUCACAGGAAACCACAAUUUCACCGGAAUUGGAAAAGUUUGAAGCCGUUUAUGUUGACUCGAUGGCCACCUGUGUGGUGGGAUCUAAUUUGGAUAAAAUGAGAGGCAAUUUACAUCAUUUGAAUGAAUUGAAAUCGAUCAUUUCCGAAGUGAAAUUGAAUGAUGAAAUUGCAAACAAUCCAAUUGAAUCGGAGAAAUGGGAAAAGUUGGAAUCAACAAUCGAAGAUCGUAUUUUGAAGCAAACAACCGCAAUCGAGAAUCUUAUUCAUUUCACAACUGAAUUUGAGCAGGUCGUGAAAUUUCUGUCAAAUCUCGAAAAAUCGCUUGCCGACGAUUUGUUUAUGCUUGGCGAAGAGGACGAAUUAAAACAACAAGAGAAAUCGUACGAAUCAAUUGGAAUGGAAAUUAAAAAAGUUGAAAUUGAUAUAAUUAGCGUCAAGAAUUUCAGUGAAGUUAUUGUACGUGAUUCGACUGAUGGACAACAUAAAGCAAUUUUGUUGAGCCAAGUUCAAUCGGUAAAUGAUCUUUAUACCAGUGUUAAAAAAACAUUUCAAUCAAAUAACAAAGCUUUGAAACAAGCUCUUGAACAAACUUCAAAUAUUUAUCAAAGAAUCAACGAAGUUGAGCUAUGGCUUAACGAAUUAGAAAAAUCGACUCCAACUACCACAAACGCGGAAAUCGAAACAUCAAAUCAACUAUUUCAAAUUCGAAACAAGUUCCAAUCGCUUAAAGAGACUUGUGAACAGAAAACAGUGGAAUUUCGUGAAUUGUUGGGUGUUGGCAGUGAAAUGCUAUUACGCAUCGAUGAACAAUUAAAUCAACCGAAUUGCAAGUGUAAAUAUUCUACGCUGGCCAGACAUUUUACCAAAUUAAAUGCGAAAUGGAAUGAAGUAACGACGUUAGUGUAUAAUCGAACUGCAUUGCUGGAGCACAUCUCCAGUCAACUAGGCGAACUAAAGACGUUAAUCGUAUCCGAAUCGGGCUAUAUGGAUAAGUUAGAAAAAUGCUUACGCAAAGGACCCGACAACGCAGCAGACGCCGAAGAAAUAUAUGAGGAGCUCGACGAUUUAGAGAAUAGCAUUCGAAAUCAUUCUGAAGAGCGAUUAGACAAAAUUAAAGAACUGGGCAACGAACUGAUUGAACACGAGUGUAUGGCCGCGAGUAUUAUGGCUGACGUGAAAUCGGUGACAGAUCGUUGGAACUUAUUGCAGCACAAGGGAAAACAACGGCAAACUAUGUUGGAAAAAGCAGUUUCAGAAGCUCAAUCGUCGGAAAGUCGCGUACAAAGUUUUCAACAUUGGAUCCAUCAUGUUGAUGAGCUACUGAACGAGCAUCUAGAUAAUGAUACGACUGCAGAUGAUCUUCCGCAUGACUUUAGUCAGCGAUUGGUUGAAGAAUUUGAUGCAAAUGAAAAAGUGUUGAACGAAAUGAAAGAGGAAGUGGAACUGUACCAGCAAAAGGGUAAAACAGAGGCUGCUCAUCGAAUGCGAGAACAGGUCAAUCUUCUGGAAGAACGAUUUCAAACGAGCCAAACCAAAUUGAAUGCAUUCACUUCGCCUCAAGCAAACUUUGAGGGUCGAUUGAAUCGAGCCAUGGGCGAAUUACGUGCGGUCGAACGUAGUUCGUGUAUUUUGGACAUUUCGUCAGCUGCACCGAACAAUGUUCAAGAUCAAUACAAACACUGUUUGAAAAUGUAUCGAACGUUAUCCGAAGUUAAAACUGAAAUCGAAAAUGUAAUCAAGACUGGACGGAAAAUUUGUGACGAUAAGACAACAAAGUACGCUAAAAAAUUGACACUGAGCAUUGAUGCGCUCAAGCAUCUGUACAACUCGUUGGGCGAACAUGUUACCCAAUCGAAAGUCAAUUUGGAAAAAUUGCUUCGAAUUACGACGGCAAUUCAAUCAAAUAUAACCGCCAUUGAACGCUGGUUAAACUUUUUCACUGAACUCAACGACGAAAUAAUGCCAGAGCAACGAAACAAAUUACUCGGCAAUGAUCCAGUGCUAAUGCUAUCCAAUGACCAGGUCGGUGCAAUGCUCGAGAAGUGCAAUGUUAUGUACUCGGAAUAUUGUGAAAUAUGUGAUCCAACAUAUUUAGAGGAUUUGCAUGCCAAAAUUGACAGUCUGUCACAACAAUUCAUACGAAUCACGGUGAACGAUGUGGGAAAAGAUUUGCUUGAGAUUAAAUCAACUCUUCAAAACUUGGACAAUAUAUCGAUAGAUACAUUAAGAUCUAUUGAGACUGAUUUGAAACAGAUGAACGUAUCGAGCAUCGAAAUUCAAAAACUGCAUCAACAAGUCACUGCGAUUGUGCAGGAUGCUCUUUCGUCACGACUUAUGGUUCCACACAAUGGAGGUGAUGUCGAUGACAUGGAAAUUGUUGUCGUUAGCGAUACUGUUCGCCAAAGACGUUCAAGAACACCCUCAACAUCUGCAACAACUAUACAAAAUGACAAUAUUGUGAAGGAUUCGAACAAAAAAUCCAACGUAAUGCCCGAUCUUUUACCAAAGACAUUUCAUCUGGCCGAGACAAGUGCACUUUUCUCUCAAGUUAACAGCGAUUCAGAAAAUUUAUUAACACAACAAGAUAGCAUUGACAAUAAUGAAUCAAAAGUGUCCAUUGUUGAAAUUCGCGAAACUAAUUUAUCAUCACCAAAAAGAGUAGUUAAUACAUACAAAUCGAAUGAAAACGGUCAAAUUCAGAAUAUUGGACAAGUUUUAAAUACGUGCAGCAUAUUAGAAUCAGUUAGUUACUUAGAGCCGAGCUGUUGCGUUGAAACAGUGCAUAUAAUUGAUGCAACUUCAGAACCAUCUGAUAGCGAAACACCCUGUUCCACACCGAACUUGGGCGAUAGACACGAUAGCGAUGAUGAAGACGAUGAUAGCGAUGAGAACGAAUACGAAACUGGUGAACCAGCACCGAUGAAACAAAUGUCAUACCAUAAAAGCCGAGGUGCAUUGAGAAAUGAACGCAAUUUGCUCAAAGAAUCUGAACAAUUUGAUAACAUAAGUAAUAGUCCAUCUAAACCACAGCGUAAAAAACUCACUCCAACCUUAAAAGAUAUUUUAAGUGCGACUUCGGAUCGUGACAGUUUUUACAGCGCAGAUAAAGAGGUAUUUGACGAGCCAUUAACGUUUUCUGAUGACGAUGAUAGCCAUCACUUAGGUGAACAAACGACAGAAAAUUUCAACCGAGAUACGGAUCGAAUUGCAAAGCCGAAUGCUGGGAAACCGGCUGUUAUGCACGAACGAAAAUUGGAACAUGCCACUAACGAAGAUGUCAAUGUCGAUCAAUCACAGACGAACACAAAGAGUAAAACCGUUACAACAACGACAAUAACAACCACAUCAAAAACGUUUGCGGUGAAAAAAAUGUCAAAUUCUACUUCUUUGUCGCAAAGAGUCUAUGAAUUUGAGAAGACUGCACGUUAUAUGAUAAAAAAACUGCAAGAAACUCGAGAAAAAAUUGAGGCAUCGAUUGCUGCAUCGGCCGAUCCGGAAACAAUUGAACAUUUGAAAUUGCUCGUCGCACCCGAUGCAGCCACACUCAUUUCACAAGGCGACUCAUUAGUUUUGGAAACACAUGGCAAUACUCCUCAGCUCGCGAAUACUGUCAUGGAAAUCCAGUCGAUCCUCAGAGAGAAAUUCCGAGAAGUUCAACAUUCAAGAUUACCAAGCGAAUAUCAAAAGAAAGACGGCAAAGAUCUCAGUCAAGAGCUGGAAAAUUAUGAAAGUAAAGCAGUCGACGCUCAAAAAAUAAUCGCAAACGAUAUCGAUGAAGGUGCAAAGGUUGUUUGUAACAAAGCCUGGACACUUUUCGACAAUCCCGUCGAUGAAGACAAUGAACUCCAACUUAAUGAAAGACUAGCUGACAUUCAGAGUUUACAAACGGAACUCAAAAUUCAGUGGAAAUUUGCAUCACAAGCUACACCAAGUCCCAAGGCGAAGGCAACUAUGGAAACUCUUGACCGAACUCGAAGCGAUCUAUCAUAUCAUUACGACUCUGUUGUUCAAUCUCUGAAAAAACUGAACAACAACAGCGGACUAUACGAUAACGACGACCGGAAAUAUCCAGAUGGCAAACCUGUUGACAAAAAAGUACAAAAUGAAGCAUACGCAGAAAAGAAAGAAAAUUCAUCCGAAUCGAGUUAUGUACCAGGGUCGUUUUCAGCCAAAGGACGUUCAAAAUUGCGCUCACCAAACAAUUCUUCAACGUCAUCAUCAGCAACACCCAUAAACUUGGACAAAGCCAUUAGUCAAAUCACCGAUUGGUUAAAUUUGGAUCAAAACAUGGCCAAAAACUAUCACGUAGAUGUUUGCGAUAUUGAUGCCAUUCAAGAAGCGAUUAAUAAACAAAAGACCGUUGUUCGUGAAUUGGAAUAUAAGAAACCGCAACUGGAUGAAUUAAUUUUACUUUCGGAAGCAUUGAAAACAGACGGAAACCGUCAAAAGUUACAUAGCAAAAUAAAUCGAUUGCGGGAACACUGGGAUGAAACGUCGCAAAGUGUUUUACAACGAAAGUCUCAACUCACCAACAUGCUUGGCGAUUCUCAACGUUACGAGGCAAAACGUCUUGAAAUCGAGAAAUGGCUACAACGUAUGGAAAGUCGAUUUGAGCAAAUGGGAAAAAUUGCAACCACCGCUGAUGUAUUGGAAGCACAGCAAAAAGAGCAAAAGUCUUUCCACGCUGAACUACACCAAUACAAAUACCAUGUUGAGUUAUUUAAUCAACUAACACAGAAAUUAAUUGCCGUAUACCCGACGGACGAUACAUCACGAAUAAAACGAAUGACUGAGGCGGUCAAUAUAAGAUACAAUAAUUUGAACAAUGUGGUUAUCAAUCGCGGCAAAUUACUGCAGACAGCCGUACAUAGUCUUCAACUUUUCGAUCGUUCAAUGGACCAAUUUCUGGCUUGGUUGAGUGAAGCUGAAUCCUUGUGUGAAAAUGCUGAACAGGAGAUUGAACGGAAUCCGCUGAUUUUAAAGGAUCUUCAAUCUGAAAUUGAGACACAUCGCGUUGUAUAUGACCGUCUCGAUGGAACUGGACGAAAACUACUCGGUUCCUUGACAUCACAAGAAGAUGCGGUUAUGCUGCAACGUCGUCUAGAUGAAAUGAACCAUCGAUGGAACCAUUUGAAAUCCAAGAGCAUUGCAAUCAGAAAUCGUUUGGAAUCAAAUUCAGAGCAUUGGAAUGCAUUGCUGUUGUCAUUGCGAGAACUCACCGAAUGGGUCAUUCGAAAGGAUACCGAACUCUCACAAUUGCGAUCCGGACCAUUGCGUGGUGAUGCAGCAAGCCUCCAAAAGCAGUUGGACGAUCAUAAAGCAUUCAGACGCCAAUUGGAGGAUAAACGACCCAUUGUUGAAAGCAAUUUGUUAAGUGGCAAGCAAUAUGUGACCAGUGAACCACCUGUGUCUGACACAAGCGACACUGAAGCAUUGGACAAUGACUCGCGCUAUUUAUCAGCAGAUGAGCAAAGUCGCGAAUUGACACGCAGUAUUUCCCGUGAAGUGGGCAAACUAUCCGAGCAAUGGAAUCAACUGAUUGAUCAUUCAGACAACUGGAAACAUAGCCUGGAUGAAUAUAUGACGAAAAUGCGUCAAUUCCAAAAAACAUUGGAGGAUUUACAGUCACGCGUUGCUUCGGCUGAAACAACAACAAACACAUGGACACCACCAGCAUCGGCCUCAGAGGCAAGUGACCAAAUUCAAUAUUUGCAACGCUUACGAGAUAAAAUGACGACAGCUGGUGCAUUGCUUGAUGAUUGUAAUGAGCAGCAAAGUUUCUUCACGGCAAAUCAUGUAUUAGUACCAAGUCAGUGUUUGGCCAAACUGGAAGAUUUGAAUACAAGAAUGAAGUUAUUACAAAUUGCUAUAGAAGAACGUCAUAAGGUUCUAAUCAAUGCCGGCGCAAAUCAAAAUAUUCUCGCACCCGAUGGAAGUCAUGCAGUGAAUAAUGGUACAAUUGGUCCCUUGCCAAAUCUCAGUACAAGCGUAAAAUCGCCUUGGGAACGUGCAACAACACCAGCCAAUGUACCCUAUUACAUCGAUCAUGAACGUGAAACAACGCACUGGGACCAUCCGGAAAUGAUUGAAUUGAUGAAAUCAUUAGCCGAUUUGAAUGAAGUUCGGUUCUCAGCCUAUCGAACAGCAUUGAAAUUACGUUCAGUUCAAAAGCGAUUAGCUUUUGAUCGCAUUCCCAUGUCUAUUGCGAUUGAAUCAUUUGACCGUCACGGUUUGCGCGCACAAAACGAUAAAUUGAUUGAUAUUCCUGACAUGACAACUGUAUUGCAUUCACUAUAUGUGACAAUCGAUCAAAUUGAUUUGCCGCUUAUGCUGGACUUGGCAAUAAAUUGGAUUCUAAAUGUAUACGAUUCACAGCGAACUGGUCAAAUCCGAGUCUUGAGUUUUAAGGUCGGACUUAUUCUACUGUGCAAGGGGCAUUUGGAGGAGAAAUAUCGUUUUUUGUUCCGAUUGAUUGCCGAUCCCGAGCGUAAAGUUGAUCAACGUAAACUUGGUCUAUUGUUGCACGAUUGUAUUCAAGUACCACGACAAUUGGGCGAGGUGGCUGCGUUCGGUGGUUCUAACAUUGAGCCAUCGGUUCGUUCAUGUUUGGAGAGAGCUGGCAUUCCUCAGCCAGAUCAAAAUGGUGCAACCAAUGGGUCCACCGGUGAAUUGCCAGAAAUUGCAAUCGAAGCACAACAUUUCUUGGGUUGGUUGCAGCAUGAACCCCAAUCGCUAGUAUGGUUACCGGUUUUGCAUCGUUUGGCUGCAGCCGAAGCGGCUAAACAUCAAGCAAAAUGUAACAUCUGUAAAGAGUAUCCAAUUGUUGGCUUCCGUUAUCGUUGCUUAAAGUGUUUCAAUUUUGACAUGUGUCAGACAUGUUUCUUCUUCGGUCGCAGUGGCAAAAAUCAUAAACUUAGCCAUCCAAUGCACGAAUAUUGUACAACAACUACUUCUACCGAGGAUAUGCGUGAUUUUACGCGAGCACUCAAGAAUAAAUUCAAGAGUAGCAAAUACUUUAAGAAGCAUUCACGUCUGGGAUAUUUGCCGGUUCAAAGUGUUCUCGAAGGCGACGCUCUCGAGAGUCCAGCACCAAGUCCUCAACACACAACACAUAAUUUACAAAACGAUAUGCAUUCACGGCUUGAAAUGUACGCAUCACGUUUAGCACAAGUUGAAUAUGGUUCACGAAAUAAUUCAACACCUGACAGUGAUGACGAACAUCAAUUGAUUGCCCAAUACUGUCAAACACUUCCGAACAAUGGCAGUAACGGUGCUCCAAAAUCACCACUACAAGUUAUGGCCGCCGUUGACGCCGAUCAACGUGAAGAAUUAGAAGCAAUUAUACAAGAUUUGGAAGAAGAAAACGCUACAUUACAAGCAGAAUAUGAACGUUUGCGUUCGAAACAAACUCCCAUUUCAACACCGGACGAUGCACAGGCUGCAAUCGGAAUUGCAAGUGGUGGUCAAGAUUUAAUGGCCGAAGCCAAAUUAUUGCGACAACAUAAAGGACGACUUGAAGCGCGUAUGCAAAUUCUUGAAGAUCACAAUCGACAGUUAGAAGCACAAUUGAUGAGAUUACGGCAAUUGGUCGACGAACCGGGUACAACAAAGGCUUCGACAUUGCAAACAAGAUCUGUAACUGCGUCACAAUUGAAUACCGAAUCACCGGCAAAAAUGCAGCAAAACGGUCACUAUGAACAGCAUACAAACGAUUUAUCUUCUGAUUUAACAUCUGGUGCCACUAAUAAUCUUGCAAAUGCGGGCAGUGGUUUAUCUGCAUCAAGUUAUGGUGUGGCCGCUAAUAUGAAUAUUAUUGACAAUCGACCACCGCCCCCACCACACUCAAAUUUACUCCAUAUGUCUGAUGAUGAAUUUGGUAAUGCCGAUUUUGGAAAUCUUUCGAUAAUAACGGAACAAGAAAUCACAAGUGAUGCGUUCAAAAAUGAAAGCAAAAAAACUUCUACACCGAAAAACUAAUAUACGAUUAUUGGGACAAAUUUUAGCGAAUCCAACAACAACAAGAAAAAAAUAAUGGAAUUUUUAAAAAAAACCAAAACAUUGUAUGAAAUAUCCAGUUUAAAAAUACGACGAUAAACAAGAAAUGAUUUAAAGAAGAAUGUUAAACUUAAAUUGUGUACUUAGUUAAGAGAGAGCAAUCCGAAUGAAAUGUAACGAAAUCAUAACAUCAAUCAUAAACACUUGGCAUAUAAAUAUAAACAUAAUAAUAUCGCAUAAUUAUAUCAUUCUCUACUCUACUAAUAAUUUAUAAAUAUUAAAUAUACGAGAUGAAACAGAGAUGCAGAAUUUUACAUUCAUACAAAUAUUUACCUACUAUAUUUGAAAAUUGUAUUCAUAAACGAGCGAGGAUAGUGUUACAUAAAGCACACACAAAUACGUAUUAUUAUUAUUAUUAUUAUUAGCUAUAUUAUUAAACCAAUUUUUAAAAUGAGCCAUUUGGCUUUUGCUUCACCAUUUUUGGCAGCGAUUGACUAAAAUUUAUUGUUAUGUUUAAAUAAAAAAAAAAUAUUGAUAUGCUUAUGUACAAAUAACCAAAAUCAAAUAUCAUUGUCCGAAUAAUAAUAAUAGUUGAACACUGAAGGUGGAAACCGACCUUCAAUAGUGGAAAUUGAUGAGAACGACUCUGUAGAACUAUAUGGUCGAAUAUUAUACAAGAAAUUAUAUAUCAUUGAUAAUGGAAGUGCAUCAUUGGGAGGUAGCAUUUUUCCUCCGAAGAUUUUUUUAGUUGAAACGUAACUCUGAUUAGAGUCAAAUCAUUUGACGAUUAAAAUGAAAUUCACCUAUUGAAAUAACAAUAAAAUAAAAUUUGAAUUUAAAGUGUUUUCAUUUAAAACAAAAUAAUGUCCAAAAUGAUGGAAUUGCAGAAAACCAAAACUCUAUUGUUUUAAAUAGAUGAAUGUUGAAUUCGAUAAACAAAAAUACACACAGAUACAUUACAUACGAAUCGAAGUAAGUGGGAACCCUUUUUUGUUUACUGUUUUGCACCUCUUCGACCCUUUUUAUGCACUAGUCUUAAUAAAAAAAAAACA
Contarinia nasturtii (swede midge) is the source of this 12258-nucleotide messenger RNA. Its product is annotated as dystrophin, isoforms A/C/F/G/H. The record is from RefSeq and is a predicted model, not a curated record. Gene Ontology annotation, biological process: synaptic signaling. Gene Ontology annotation, molecular function: zinc ion binding; protein binding. The coding region runs from base 326 to 11188 and encodes 3620 amino acids. NCBI's taxonomy places the organism in Eukaryota, Metazoa, Arthropoda, Insecta, Diptera, Cecidomyiidae. Gene Ontology annotation, cellular component: plasma membrane. The transcript has 35 exons.